This is a messenger RNA of Octodon degus (degu), 2707 nucleotides long. It is a transcript of the gene Ferry3, whose product is annotated as chromosome unknown C12orf4 homolog. The record is from RefSeq and is a predicted model, not a curated record. Gene Ontology annotation, cellular component: cytoplasm. The transcript has 14 exons. The coding region runs from base 603 to 2255 and encodes 550 amino acids. Lineage: Eukaryota; Metazoa; Chordata; Mammalia; Rodentia; Octodontidae. Gene Ontology annotation, biological process: regulation of mast cell degranulation.
AGGGUAGACGUACAUCUUAUUGAACUAAAAUGAUUAAACUCUGAUAGACUGGAACAAACAGGCAUUUUGAGUGAGGCGAUUUCUACACGGUGCGCAAAAAGACUAAAAGACGUGAGCGAAUCUGUUGUGGAGGAACUGCUGGUUGAAAAACAAGUCCGCAAGUCCCGUGAUGUCUCGCGGCGCCCGAGUCUGUGACAGCUCCGAGGGCUCCGAGCGCUUCUUAAUUAACAAGGUAGGCCCACCCCAGGAGCAAAGACCCCGCGGGCCGAAACCUUCGAGUGAAGGCGGUACUCCACGCGGCGGGCUCUCGGCCCGCAGUCGGCCUUGGCCUCCUUGGCUGCUGUCAGCCUCACGUCUCUGCCCACUUGGCUGUAGGAACUCGGUCCUGUCCUCCUGCCGUCCCUUGUUAGAAACCUCUGAUUUUCACAGCUGCUAAAGCUCCGACAAGGCUUCGGGAUAGACCGUUACCCAGAAAAGCGAGUGCUUGUCGACACACCACGGGACGGAGUGCUGAUAGGAUUGGGUUUACUGAAAGUGAUUAAUCCAAACUACGUUAGACCAUUGAAAACUCAUAUUUCUGCAACGAAAUCCUACCAAGAAAUAUGAAGAAAAGUCGAGAAAGGUUCUGCAACAAAGAAAGAGAAUUUGUGUAUGCAUUCAAAGUAGGAAAUGAAUGCUUUGAACUAAGGGUGCCCCUUCUAUUUCCUGUUCAAGAGAACCCCAGUCAUUUGCAUGGACGUUUGAUGCUGCUGCACAAUUUGCCAUGCUUCAUAGAAAAUGACCUAAAAGCAUCUCUGAGCCAAUUUAUAGAAGAAGAAUCCCUCCAAGAUUAUGAUGGAGAUGCUGAAGCAGCCUUGGAAGCUGUGAAAUCGGGUGAAGUAGAUUUACAUCAGCUGGCAAGUACGUGGGCCAAAGCCUAUGCCGAGACCACAUUGGAGCAUGCAAGGCCAGAAGAGCCCAGCUGGGAUGAAGAUUUUGCAGAUGUCUACCAUGACCUAAUCCAUUCGCCAGCCUCUGAAACUCUUCUAAAUCUGGAACAUAAUUACUUUGUUAGUAUCUCAGAACUUAUUGGUGAAAGAGAUGUGGAGCUGAAAAAAUUAAGAGAGAGACAAGGUGUUGAAAUGGAAAAGGUGAUGCAGGAAUUGGGAAAGUCACUCACGGACCAAGAUGUAAACUCACUGGCUGCUCAACAUUUUGAAUCACAGCAAGACUUAGAGAAUAAAUGGUCAAAUGAAUUAAAACAAUCAACAGCCAUCCAAAAACAAGAAUAUCAGGAAUGGGUGAUAAAACUUCAUCAAGACUUAAAAAACCCCAACAACAGCUCCCUGAGUGAGGAAAUUAAAGUUCAGCCAAGUCUGUUCAGAGAAUCUGUAGAAGCAGUUGGAAGGAUUUAUGAGGAACAGAGAAAGCUAGAAGAAAGUUUCACUAUUCACUUAGGAGCCCAGCUGAAGACCAUGCAUAAUUUGAGAUUGCUGAGAGCAGAUAUGCUGGACUUCUGUAAGCACAAAAGAAAUCAUCGCAGUGGUGUGAAGCUCCAUCGGCUCCAGACAGCACUGUCCCUUUAUUCCACAUCGCUGUGUGGCCUGGUUUUACUAGUGGACAAUCGAAUUAAUUCAUAUAGUGGCAUUAAGAGAGAUUUUGCCACAGUUUGCCAGGAGUGUACUGACUUCCAUUUCCCCCGAAUUGAAGAGCAACUGGAAGUCGUUCAGCAGGUGGCGCUGUACGCUAGAACCCAGCGGGGCAGCAAGCUGAAAGAAGCGCAAGAUUCUGGUAACCAAAAUGGAGCAAGUGAUGAGAAGAUUGCGGAGAGAAACUAUUUAAACAUUUUACCUGGAGAAUUUUACAUAACACGGCACUCCAAUCUCUCAGAAAUCCAUGUGGCUUUCCAUCUCUGUGUGGAUGACAAUGUGAAAUCAGGAAAUAUCACUGCUCGUGACCCUGCCAUUAUGGGCCUCCGAAACAUACUCAAAGUCUGCUGCACUCAUGACAUCACGACAGUCAGCAUCCCUCUCUUGCUGGUGCAUGAUAUGUCAGAGGAAAUGACAAUACCCUGGUGCUUAAGAAGAGCAGAACUUGUGUUCAAGUGUGUCAAAGGUUUCAUGAUGGAAAUGGCGUCGUGGGAUGGAGGAAUUUCUAGGACAGUGCAAUUCCUGGUACCACAGAGUAUUUCUGAAGAAAUGUUUUAUCAACUUAGUAACAUGCUUCCCCAGAUCUUCCGUGUGUCUUCAACACUCACUCUGACAUCCAAGCAUUGAGGAUCGUGAAGCUCUCCGGGAACCUGAGCUAUGCUGGGUGCUGUCAAGCAGGAGAUAUCCAGAAAGAGAAUCUGCAACCUAAGCCACAAACCAAAUCAUGCUGUGUGCCUGUUAAGCAUCCCAGAAAUUUGUACGCUGAGCAGACGAGGAGUGAUCUGCCGCAGGGGGGCGCCUACUCUGCUGCUCUUUCUGAGCGUCUCCCUUUCCUCUGUGUCCUAUCCAUGAAAGUUAGUGAACUAAAACAUGCCAUGAGCCCUCAUGGACACUUGCUGCAGGACACUGCUCACUGCCUUCCACCAAACUGUCCAAAAGGCUUGAGUCACAGAUCAGGUGCAGCCCUUUCAUGAACAUACAGAUAAUAAACUCUUCCGCUGUCUUUGCAAAUGUGGAUUUCUUAGGAAAAUUUUUUUUUUGUAGAAAUAAAUAAAUGACAUAAAUGUUAUUUGAAAUUC